ACAUAUACAGAUAUUUGAACGGUCGGAAGAAAAAUUACAUGGAUUAUUUUCCAUUCGCACCUGGUCCCAGAGUGUACCGGAAGUGACCUUCUCCGUCGGCGAGGCGUGGUUUCAGCUUGGCUUUCACUGUCAGUGGAGGGGUUGACACGUGAGGAUCUUCUACUCUUUCUCCCCCAUAUUCCUCACCAUGGUCGGUUUCCGCAGUUUCUGGAGUGUGAAGUUUGCGUCCCGCCUUAUAAAGGAAUCUGUAUCAAUCCCGAAAACCCGAAGUGGAUACCACUCUGUGCCAAACAUCCUCUAUGGAAAAUGGAACCAGUUACCCAAGAAAGUUCAAGCAUACGUGGACCACAACAUGCGACUAUGUCAACCGUCCUCCGUCCACAUCUGUGACGGGUCUGAAGGGGAGAAUAACCUCCUGCUCUACCUCCUCCAGAAAGAUGGCAUGAUCAAACCCCUGCCAAAGAUGGACAACUGUUGGCUGGCCAGAACUGACCCUGCUGAUGUUGCCAGAGUGGAGAAAUUGACAUUCAUGUCCACGGAAAAUGAGCGUGACACAAUUCCGGUCCGUAAAGCAGGCAUAUCUGGCACACUUGGAAACUGGAUCAGUCCGGAUAACCUGGAAAAGGAGAUGGACCUGAGGUUUCCCGGCUGCAUGAGUGGAAGGACCAUGUAUGUGAUACCCUUCAGUAUGGGGCCUAUCGGUUCACCUCUGUCCAAGAUCGGAGUACAGCUUACAGACUCGGCAUACGUUGUGGCCAGCAUGAGGAUCAUGACACGUAUGGGUGCCAAGGUCCUAGAUACGCUGGGUGACUCCGACUUUGUUAAGGCACUUCACUCUGUGGGCAGGCCUCUCCCUCUCACGGAGCCCCUGAAAAACAACUGGCCAUGCGAUCCUCAGAAUACCAUUAUCGCUCACUUGCCGGCCAGGAACGAGAUCUGCUCUUUUGGCAGUGGAUACGGUGGAAACUCGCUCCUCGGCAAAAAAUGUUUCGCUCUGCGUCUUGGAUCCAUACUCGCCAAAAGAGAGGGAUGGUUAGCUGAACACAUGUUGAUCCUGGGAAUUGAGAACCCUAAGGGUGAGAAGAAAUACAUCGCUGCCGCAUUCCCAAGUGCCUGUGGCAAAACCAACCUUGCUAUGAUGAACCCGUCCCUCCCAGGCUACAAAAUCACCUGUGUCGGCGACGAUAUCGCCUGGAUGAGAUUCGACAAAGAUGGCCGCCUCAGAGCAAUUAACCCAGAGGCCGGAUUCUUUGGAGUGGCUCCAGGAACUUCAAUGAAAACCAAUCCCAACGCCAUGGAGACGGUUAAGAGUAAUACUGUGUUUACAAACGUGGCGGAAACCUCAGAUGGCAGUGUAUUCUGGGAAGGCAUGGAGAAUGAGACGAAAGAUACAUCUGUCACCUCCUGGCUUAAUGUUGAGGACUGGACACCUAAGGACGGCGGACAUGCAGCUCAUCCCAACUCUCGGUUCUGUACACCAGCUGCCCAGUGUCCAAUCAUGGACCCAGCCUGGGAGAGUCCCGAGGGAGUCCCUAUUGAUGCUAUAAUCUUUGGAGGAAGACGCCCUGAAGGUGUGCCACUGGUGUAUGAAGCCUUGAACUGGCAGCAUGGCGUCUACAUUGGUGCUUCCAUGAGGUCAGAGGCUACGGCUGCUGCUGAACACCAGAGCAAAGUCAUCAUGCAUGACCCGUUCGCCAUGCGUCCGUUCUUUGGGUACAACUUUGGCCACUACCUACAGCACUGGCUGAGUUUCCAGGAAAAGCCCGGCCUUCAUCUGCCCAAGAUCUACCACGUCAACUGGUUCAGGAAGAAUAAUGAAGGCAAAUUCAUCUGGCCAGGAUUCGGGGAAAACGCACGUGUGUUGGACUGGAUCUUCCGUCGUAUCGACGGAGAAGACUGUGCCAAGAUGUCCGCCGUAGGAUACAUACCGAAAAAGGGUUCUAUUAAUAUGGAAGGUUUGACUGAAAAAGUGGACAUGAAGGAAUUGUUUCGUCUACCGAAGGAAAGCUGGUUACAAGAAGUGGUGGACGUUGCAAAAUACUUUGAUGAGCAAGUUCAUGAGGACCUUCCACCAGCCAUUACAACGGAGCUACAGAAUCUAGAAAAGCGAGUGAAUAGCAUGUUGUAAACUUCCUGUCCAUCUACAACAAAGUCCUGUACUUUACUAUGCACUCCGUUAACAUAGAUCAUCUCAAGACAUUGUGGUUUCUAGUACUUAGAAUGUGUGUGAACUUUUAAAUGAAAUUGGGCUGACUUACACAAAGGUUAAAACAAAGUCAUCAAAAUGGAGAGUUUCAUUUUUGAAGAUUUGGUGACAGACACGAGCAGCUGUUAUUAUUGUAUAGAUGUUCAAAGUCAUUUAUCACAUCAGGACAAUCAUCUCACGUACUGAUUUCGUUUUAUACCACUCCGAUGGUGUAAGAGUACUCAGGGCAUUGCAGUAUACAUGGGGACGUAAUGUAUAGGGUGUCGUAUUUAUUAUACAGGGUGUCGUAUUAUACAGGGUGUCCUAUUAUACAGGGUGUCAAAUUGAGGUGAUGGAGUAGAUUAAUUUAGACUCCUGUGGAGUUGAUCGCAAUUUGAGGGAAGUAUAGAACCGGUACAAUAUUGAUACACGUGGAUCAGUUAUAUUAUGACAGUAGAAUUUUCCUGUCCUCCAAAGCCUAAUUAGAUUGUAAUCAUAUUCAGUUUGGUAUAUUUACAUUGUGGCCAGUGCCUUAAAUGGUAUUGAUAGUUCAAUCCAGUUUUAUAUUUUAUUGUAAUUUUAGAGAGAAUAUAUUUCAUUUAAUUUUCGGUGAGGGACUUGUAUCGAAUAGCUUUUUAUACUGGAUGAGUUUUAACUAGUAAAUUUUCAUGAAUAGUUUUGAAAACGUAUAUGAUUCAAGUAAUUACAUUUCAGUACAUUAUGAAAUCAGUGUAAUUAUAUUGUUGUUCAAUUCAAAAAUGCAUGAAUCUUAAGAAAUAAUAAAUGCUGUAAAUAUUAAUUCAAUUAUAUGUCCGAAUAUAAUUAAGAGUUUGUUUUAAGCAUCUGUUCAUUUUCAUACCAAGGGAGGUAACACCCUGCAUACUGAUGCCAACUUUCACCAUUCAAAGAGAAAUCUCAUUCAUUUUAAAGUCUUGUCAUAGUUGUGUUUACAAUAAUAGGACCAAUAUAUGAACAGAUUUAAGUGCACCAUUUGUGUUUUCAAUGAAAUUCAUUUUUCCAACCUUUUGCAUCUUAUUCAGAAAACAUAUUCAUAUUUUCAAUUUUUUUCUUAUCUGGAAUUAAAACGAUUCAAUCAACAAAACCAGUUUUUUUAAGGAAAAUAUUUCAAAAGGCAUCCAAGAAAAAAGUUAAAACAAAUAUUUUUGAGGUAAUUACAGAACUUUUUUACUGUACAAAAAUCAGGAUAUAUUUUUGAAUGUUGAUAUGCAUAUAUUUCCUACUUGAAAUUAUAUUCUUGCAACAAUAUGUAUUCAUCAUUUCUAAUUGACAUUCAUUAAUUCAUAUUCGUAUUUUAAGAGAGAGGAAAAUAUUGUAUGAUAUUUGAGAAGAGGUUUAAGAGGUAUGGAAAAAUGUGUGAAUUCCUGUAAAUAUUUUUGUUUUGAAGUACAUGAUGUUUAUUCAUCGUACAUAACGGAGAUACACAUGUUUUUGUUGGGAAUUUGUUAAUAUUUUUAAGAUGUGAUAUUUUAUUUUGUAAUUAUUUUAUAUACAAGUAUAUUUUAAUGUUCCUAAUUCUAUCAAAUCAUUUCGUACAUCUUCAUUUUUUCAUUCUUGUUUACUGAAAUCAAAUCAGAAUAUUUGAUAAUUCAAAAUUUUCGUAACAUUUGAAUAAAUUAUUCUUUCAUCUCCAUGGAAUUUAUAUUAAAAACAGAAAGAUUUUUUUUACUUCUAACUUGCGACUUAUUUUUUAUAUCUUAUCAAGUGUCUUGUAAACAUUCCAGUCACUUAGCUGACUAAAUCCAUGUUUGAAAGGAAAUUUUGUUACUAAUUUAUAAUCAUCAGAUUUGUUGUUUUAAUUUUAUUUCGCUAUUAUUCAGGGUCUUAGUCUGUAAUAUUUCAUUGAUUUUUCAGACUUAUUCGUAUAAUAUAAUUUUUUAAUUAUUAUUGUUAAUUAUUGUU
Messenger RNA from Mizuhopecten yessoensis (Yesso scallop), 4105 nucleotides. RefSeq names its product phosphoenolpyruvate carboxykinase, cytosolic [GTP]-like. Gene Ontology annotation, molecular function: GTP binding; phosphoenolpyruvate carboxykinase (GTP) activity; manganese ion binding. The record is from RefSeq and is a predicted model, not a curated record. The transcript is spliced from 10 exons. Gene Ontology annotation, biological process: cellular response to dexamethasone stimulus; cellular response to insulin stimulus; cellular response to glucose stimulus. Gene Ontology annotation, cellular component: mitochondrion; cytosol. The coding region runs from base 188 to 2128 and encodes 646 amino acids. Lineage: Eukaryota; Metazoa; Mollusca; Bivalvia; Pectinida; Pectinidae.